AUGGCAUAAGAUUGUUCUCACGUUUCUAUUGGUUCUCGGUUUACUGUCAGCGAACAUUCCCUUUAGUUCUCUUAAGUGCAGAUAUCUUGUGAUUUUUGAAAAGGAGAAGUGCAUUCGUGAUUUUCAUGUGCACUUCAGUGCUUUUAUGAAACUUUUCCUAAAUUCAGCACCCUAUUGUCUGUUCAACAUUUUCUAAAACAGGUCGGAUUCACUCCUGUCACUUUUUAACCUGUCAUCAUCAUGACACAGUGUUGUUGAUGAUUCAAAUUGAAUGACAGCACAUUUUUUCAUUCAAAAUAAAAAAUCUUAAGAGUUUUCCCGUCUUUUACUUCGUGAUAAGGGCAAUUUGCCUUUCAUUUACUUAAUGAAAAGAAUUACUUUGAUGACCUUCUUAUGAAACAAGUGUUUGGAGGUGACCUGUAUUUGAAUUGUCAUUUCCACUGCCGAGCAUCAUCUGGAAUUAAAUGAUAUCAUUUAUUUCUGACAUGGUUGUCUCCAUUGAAAAUGUCAUUGGUAAGAUUACAUCAACAUGCACACCUCAAUGACCAAUGAAAGAUGGUUCAGUAUAUCGACAUAGAUUUUACUCUCUGGUUAACAUGGGCUUUGGCACCUGUGAUUAUAACGUUUCUAUUACCCGUUGUAAUUGUACUACUUCUUUAUUUGACAAGCAUCAUGCUGUACAUCUAUCGGUGGCACAGACAUCGAUUACGAGAUGUUGUAGGCUUCUGGGACGGAGCUCGAAAAUUAGUAGCUAUUGUUUGGGAUGCCCAUGGAUGGAUUUGGCAUGGAUAUGAAGUUUGUGGUCUGGAAAAUAUUCCAGAUGAUUCACCUGCACUUGUCAUUUAUUACCAUGGGGCAGUUCCAGUUGAUGUAUAUUAUUUCUUAUCUAAGGUCAUGUUGUUCAAAAACCGUAUGGUUCAUACAGUAGCUGAUAGGUUUUUAUUCAAAAUUCCAGGUUUCUCUAUUAUUGCUGAAGCUCUAAAAGUAAUUCCUGGUACUGUUCAGACUUGCUCUGCUGUAUUGCGUGAUAACAAUUUAUUAGCCAUUUCACCAGGUGGAGUGUAUGAGGCUCAAUUUGGUAAUUCUUACUAUCACCUUCAGUGGAAAGGAAGACUAGGUUUUGCCAAAGCUGCUUUAGAUGCGAAAGCUAUGAUCAUUCCUAUGUUUACUCAAAAUAUACGUGAGUCAUUUAGAACAGUCGGUUUUGGACGAAUGGUUUGGUUGAAAAUAUACCAAUGGACAAGACUUCCAAUAGUUCCCAUCUAUGGUGGCUUCCCAGUGAAACUUAAAACUCACGUCGGGAAGCCGAUUCCUUAUGAUUCUGCUCUUACUCCAGAGGAGUUGUCGCUGAAGGUGGCUAGUGCAGUAGAGGAUCUAAUUGCAAAACACCAAAGAAUACCUGGCAGUUUGCUACGAGCUUUGGUUGAACGUGUGUAUGAAAUACCCAAGGAUAAGCUUGUGUAGAAAACUAUUUAAAAAGUUGCUAUUCCCAUG
Molecule: messenger RNA, 1494 nt
Organism: Frankliniella occidentalis (western flower thrips)
Lineage: Eukaryota; Metazoa; Arthropoda; Insecta; Thysanoptera; Thripidae
Product: transmembrane protein 68
Exons: 7
Coding region: 556-1464 (302 amino acids)
Cellular component (GO): membrane
Molecular function (GO): acyltransferase activity
Source: RefSeq, a predicted model, not a curated record